CCGGUACGUACUUACUCGUACUUACUACUUACUGCCACUGGCCCAAUAUUGCUCUAACAUUACAACGCACUGGACGCCAGUAGAGCUUGAGACCGCAGACGUGCCGUACGCGUAGAUCGCGACGUAGGCUGUCAAAUUGCGUACUACCCUGCAUUACUACCCACCUACGUAGCUGGAUGGAGGCACGAACUUUACGCUUGGUACUUCCACCCGAACUAUGGGACCACGUCGUCGACAAUCUAUCGUCCGAUCGUCCAUCCCUCGGAGCAUGCGGCCUGACACAGCGCGCAUGGGUGGCAUCUACUCGAAGGCAUCUAUUCCACGAUAUAAUACUGAAAGGCACUGCCCGCUGUGAACAGUUCCGGGAGCUCAUAAUUGCUUCCUCGUCAACUGGCACUGGCAUAGCGCGGUACGUGUGCGACGUCAUGCUCAAGGACGUCUGCUUGCAUGUCCACGUCUCUCGCCUCGAAUACCCCAACACGUCCGACGUGCCACUCCUGGAGAAGACGCUCUCGUUGUUGCCUAACGUUGACUGUCUGUGUCUUUGGGACGUCGACGUCCAAUGGUGGGAGGUGCUGACAGCAAGGACCGGGGAUGCACUGGACGGCGGGUACCCCGACCUACCGCUCCAGUCACUAUUCACCUUGCCACGGCUGCAGACACUGUACGUCUCGCCGUGUGUUGCAUUCGACUCGCUCUCCGAUCUCGUGCUGCUUCUCGCGGCAUUUCCACAGGCAUCUUCACUCCAGCUGCACGACUUGUCCGUUAAACAUCCGGGACCUGCGCGCUGGCCCCCGCUUCUGCCAUGGAACAGGAACGUUGACCACGAAUCACUGAUUUGUAUCAGGAAUCUGUGUGUUACUACGUUCAGAGAGAUGGCACGCUUGCGAAGCGCACUCAGGCAGCCGCCUUUCCGAUGUGCCUUGCAGAAGUUGUCGUGGACUUUCAGACCUAUUCACUUUGUUGAGCCUGAGGAAGACGUUGAUACCCUCAUGGACGUGCUUCGCGACGCGGAGAGCACCUUGGAGGAGCUCAAAAUAAUCUGCAUUGCACAGUCCAACUUCGACGUAUUUCCCGCAUUGUCCACGAGGAUGGAUCUGUCCCUACAAUCACGCCUGAGAAUACUCCGUGUCCAUCUGCUCUACGCCAUGGAAGCUACAUCCAAUCCCUAUCAAAUGUCGUUCCCGGUGUGCCUCUCUCGCACCCCUACCAGCCUGCGAGCCCUUCACUUGGACAUACAAUUAUCAACUUCACCUGAUAACACAACAUUGCCACCAUUGGACUGGUCAAGCCUCGACGACACGCUCACGCUUCUGCACAAGAAGAAUCCUUCGCUGGUCGUGUAUAUGCGUUUUGACUACGGUCUGCUGCGGCAGAAUGGCCGGCUGCCGGAGGCAGCGCAGCCAUUGAGAUCCCAAAUAUCCUCUGCUCUGCGUGUGGGACUGCGGGUGCGCUUGGUGGUGGGCGGUUACACUUGUGGGCGUGGACACUCGGUAUUACAGGACAAGCUGUACUGGCUUUAAUGUCUUCAAUUUU
Molecule: messenger RNA, 1536 nt
Organism: Rhodofomes roseus
Lineage: Eukaryota; Fungi; Basidiomycota; Agaricomycetes; Polyporales; Fomitopsidaceae
Exons: 3
Coding region: 177-1523 (448 amino acids)
Source: RefSeq, a predicted model, not a curated record